AUGGUCCAGGACAUUGACUUUGAGUGGCAACAGGGUCUAGAAAGCGCCUUCGUUGCCAACAAACCCCUGUUUGCUGUCUCGGAGAUAACAGCUAAGCGUCCGAGAGCCUCAACACGAAUCAAUAACGAUCACGUACACAGCCGCGUCAUCCAACUACAGGCAGCAACCGUGCCGCACAUUGUCUCGUACCCGAAGGCCGACGAAGGCAACACACUCGGUCACGUCCGGCACCACCAGCUCUCCGGUAAAGAAGUCACCAACGAGAAGGAGGAGGUCGUGUCGGAGCCUAACACGAAACCGCCCUCCAAAGAAGGCAUCCCAGCACUGCAAAAGCCACAGGCACCGCAACUGCCAGAGUCUCCGCAACUUCCAAAGUCUUCGGAUGCCCCACCAGCAGGGACGACAACCGAUUCAAAUGGCGGGUUGGUUGCGCAGGGUUCCGCUACCUCUAUUUCAACGAAAACGCACAGCACGAUGCAGACUUCUGGAGGUGCUAUUGCGGGCAUCGUCGUGGGAGUUGCCUGUCUGGUCUUCAUCCUUGCUGCCUUCAUGACCAGGAGGCGGCGGGCAGGCAGCAAGCGCUUUUCAUUCCGCAAACGCGAUUCGACUUUCGAGAACUCGCGUGCAGUGUCCAUCACUUCGUCGAAACUCGAGCCGCCGGGGGAUUUCGGGAAACUCAAUAGCGGGCGGACUGAGAGUAAGAAGCCGAAUAUGAGUGGCCUCUUCACGGCGGCCCACGAUGAUCCGUUCACGGUUCGACACAUGCGCAAAGGCGGGAUUUGGGACGACCCGGUACUCGUUGCUUCCCGCAUUCCGCUCGAGGAGAUUCAGAUCAAGGAACUUAUUGCUCGCGGGGGCUUUGGUCAAGUCUUUACGGCGACGUACAAAGGGCAGACCGUAGCGGUGAAGACGUUGCUACCCGAGACUGCCAAGGACAUGGACGAGAUCAAUGCGUUGUAUGCAGAAAGCAAGAUCCUCGCCAAGCUGGACCACCCGUGUAUUGUCAGCUUUAUCGGAAUCGCGUGGGGUUCCCUUAGUACCGUUAGCUGUGUGACCGAGUACUUGGUGGGCGGGGACCUUCGUGCACUGCUGAACCACUUCUUAGCGAACCAAACGCGUCCGCAAGGGUUUGACCAUGACAAGGUCAAGAUUGCACUGAACAUUGCUCAAGGGCUGGCCUACUUGCACUCGCUCACGCCCAAUAUGCUGCAUCGCGACCUGAAAUCGCGCAAUGUGCUACUGACGUCGCAGUUGGAUGCGAAACUCACGGACUUUGGCGUGUCUCGUGAGCGAUCGGAGCUCAUGAUGACCAACGCCGUGGGCACUUCUCUUUGGAUGGCACCGGAGGUGAUGCUGGGCAGCCACUAUGACGGCAAAGCUGACGUGUUUUCCUUUGGCGUGCUAUUGAGCGAACUGGACACGCAUUUGAUGCCGUAUGCGAACGUGCGAAAUGCCAAUGGGCAAAAGCUGACGGAGAAUGGCAUUCUCCAGAAGACUUCCACGGGUCAACUACAGGUGGAGUUCUCCCGUGAUUGUCCACCUGAGCUUUUGAGAUUGGCCCACGCGUGUCUCGCUGUGAACCCGAACGAUCGCCCCACAGCGGCCGAAGCGCUGUAUAAAUUGCAAAGUGCGCUCACGUCGUUCGAAGUCGAGGAAGUGGCGCUGUAA
This is a messenger RNA of Peronospora matthiolae, 1668 nucleotides long. Lineage: Eukaryota; Oomycota; Peronosporomycetes; Peronosporales; Peronosporaceae. The record is from the annotation of a GenBank genome assembly.